Helianthus annuus (common sunflower) is the source of this 1171-nucleotide messenger RNA. Its product is annotated as N-acylphosphatidylethanolamine synthase. The transcript is spliced from 5 exons. NCBI's taxonomy places the organism in Eukaryota, Viridiplantae, Streptophyta, Magnoliopsida, Asterales, Asteraceae. Gene Ontology annotation, biological process: phospholipid metabolic process. The coding region runs from base 111 to 953 and encodes 280 amino acids. The record is from RefSeq and is a predicted model, not a curated record.
CUGUUUCCUCUUCCAUUUUCGUUUUCCCCCAAAUUCAUAAAACCUUCAACAUUGGUCUGUCGGUGAAGAAUAAAUAACCGGCCGGAAUUCUAACCUAAUCGAAAAUUCUGAUGGGGCGCAAAAUGGAGUGGGCGGGCAAAGCAAAUCACCUGCUAGGGUUACCACGGAAGACGGUGAUAAUGGCGGUCGGAACUUUCGCUAAAGCUGUUGCACUUGUUCUCAACUCCACCUCCGUUUCCAACGCCGACACUCUCCUUAACCUCGUCAGAUCUCGACCUCCCGGUGUUCCUCUCAUCACCGUCAGCAAUCACAUGUCAACGUUGGAUGAUCCGGUUAUGUGGGGAUUUAAAGGCUUUCCUACGUGUAAUGCUCACUUGCAACGAUGGGUGCUGGCUGCUGAAGAUAUAUGCUUCAAAAAUACGGUUUAUUCAUAUUUUUUCAGGCUUGGGAAAUGCAUUCCAAUUACUAGGGGCGGUGGAAUAUAUCAGGAACACAUGUCGGAAGCUCUUGAGCUGUUAAGUAAUGGUGAAUGGUUACAUACGUUUCCUCAAGGAAAAGUCUACCAAGAAGAUGAACCAAUAAGACGAUUGAAGUGGGGAACUGCUAGUCUCAUUGCUCGUGCCCCUAUAACCCCAAUAGUCUUGCCAAUUAUUCAUCAAGGUUUCGAGAAGGUGAUGCCUGAAAAAUAUAUGUUUGGCAGGCGACCUCCUGUACCGUUAUGGAAUAAGGACAUAAAGAUCAUUGUUGGUGAGCCAAUAGAAUUCGACAUUGCCAAGUUAAAACAGACAGCUAUAUCAACAUCGAGAAGUUCAUCUUCUUUCUCAAAUGAGGGCUGGCCGCCUUUUGGGCCGUUGGAUGAGGCAGCACAAAGAUGUCUCUACAUCGACAUUUCAGAACGUAUUCGAUCUGUCAUGGAGAAAAUGAGAGUUAUUAGCAAGAAGCUAAAGGUAUGAUUUAAACGAAAAAAAAUCUUUGGAGCCCAUUUUGUUGUGUUUGAUUAGAUAGAUAGAUAUUCAAUUAUACGGAAUUUGUUCCUUUUUAUAUUGAAUUUGUUCCUUUUUACUGGAGUAGAUAUUCAAUAAGCCAGCCGAGCCGAUGUGCAUGGCCCAUUUGUUCAAGUGUGAAUGCACAAUAUGAACCAUACUGGUGUAAUGAGACCUGGGUUAAAAUC